CCUACCUACAUCUAACAAGACAAAAUAAAAUUAAACUAUUUACUUUACUUUUGUCUUGCUUCGCCGCUCUUCUUCAUCGUGCUACGAAAAUUUUAAAAAGAAGAAUCAUUAAGACCUCACCAGAACACCCAUCUCUCCAAAAACCUAGCUAUAGCUACAUAGUAAGUCACCAACCCCAUCCCAUCCCAUCCCCUCCUCUCUCCAACCAACUCACCAACUCCCAUCACAGCCUCCAAACCCCUCCCCUCCCCUCAAAAAUGUCCUCCCCCACCACAACCACCAACCAACAAACCACCCAACAACCUCUUCCCCAGGAACAACAACCCCAACAAAAGCAACAAAUGACCACCCAACGCGCAGAAGGCUACCGGGAAGGACCGAUCCGGGAGUCACGGAUUAAAGACCGUCCGUAUAGACCGGAUCAGGAUUCUAGUGUCAAGAUUAAGAUUGAACUUGAUUUGGAGGUGGAGGUGGAUCUUUAUGCUAGGGUUAAGGUGAGUUUUGUUUUGGGGAAAUAGAGAAAGGGGGGAAAGGGGAGGGGAAGGGAGAGAGAGUGCUAAUUAUUAUGGUGUAGGGUGAUGUUACGAUUGGGUUGAUGUGAUGUGAGGAUUGGUUGGGAUGAAGAUUAUGGGUUUUUUGGGGUGGAGUUUGGGAUUUUUGUUGGGAGAUGGAUGAUGUGAUUGGGACGGGGUCUAUGGACUGUAGGUA
This is a messenger RNA of Hymenoscyphus albidus, 708 nucleotides long. Lineage: Eukaryota; Fungi; Ascomycota; Leotiomycetes; Helotiales; Helotiaceae. The record is from the annotation of a GenBank genome assembly.